AUGAGGACCCUCGAUCGACCCGCCGCGGGUCCACGUUGGCCAGCCGCCGUCCUGGCAGGUUGCCUGUUGGCCUUGCACUUUACGAUCCCUGCAGCCGACGCCGCCGAAUCCAGCCUGAUGAGCCACGUCGAGAAGCAGCGCUACGAUGGAUGGUACAACAACCUCGCCCAUCCGGACUGGGGAGCUGUCGAUAACCAUCUAACGAGAAAAGCUCCCUCAGCGUACUCAGACGGCGUGUACGUGUUGGCCGGUGCAAAUAGGCCAUCACCUCGCAAGCUUAGCAGACUUUUCAUGCGCGGCACCGACGGUCUACCAUCGAUGGAAAACCGUACUGCUCUGCUCGCCUUCUUCGGCCAGGUGGUAACGAACGAGAUCGUCAUGGCAUCCGAAUCAGGCUGCCCGAUCGAGAUGCAUCGCAUCGAGAUUGAGAAGUGUGACGAAAUGUAUGAUCGCGAGUGCCGUGGUGAUCGAUACAUACCGUUCCAUCGAGCUGCGUAUGAUCGCAACACUGGCCAGAGCCCGAAUGCACCGCGUGAGCAGAUCAAUCAGAUGACAGCCUGGAUAGAUGGUAGCUUCAUCUACAGUACGUCGGAAGCUUGGUUGAACGCGAUGCGAUCAUUCCAGGAUGGAGCGUUGCUGACGGACAAGCAGGGCACGAUGCCGGUGAAGAACACCUUGCGCGUGCCGUUGUUUAACAAUCCUGUUCCACAUGUCAUGCGUAUGCUGAGCCCGGAACGGCUGUACUUGCUGGGCGAUCCAAGAACGAAUCAAAACCCGGCUCUGCUCUCAUUCGCCAUUCUGUUUCUGCGUUGGCAUAAUGUGGUGGCGAAGCGAGUCCGCCGUCAGCAUCGAGAUUGGAGCGAUGAGGAGAUUUUCCAGCGAGCCCGACGUGUGGUGAUCGCCAGUUUGCAGAAUGUGGUCGCGUACGAGUACCUGCCGGCGUUCCUGGACAAGGAACUGACCCCGUACGAUGGUUACAAAGCGGACACUCAUCCGGGUGUAAGUCACAUGUUCCAGGCGGCGGCUUUCCGAUUUGGUCAUUCGCUUAUACCGCCCGGAUUGUUCCGUCGCGAUGGUCAAUGUAACUUCCGGCGUACAAACAUGGACUUCCCGGCUUUGCGGCUCUGUUCCACAUGGUGGAAUUCAAAUGAUGUGUUGGAUAACACACCGGUUGAAGAGUUCAUCAUGGGUAUGGCGUCACAGAUUGCCGAAAAAGAGGAUCCACUGCUAUGCUCGGACGUGCGUGAUAAACUGUUUGGUCCAAUGGAAUUUACACGGCGUGAUCUUGGUGCGUUGAACAUAAUGCGCGGUCGGGACAAUGGACUACCGGACUAUAACACGGCUCGGGCAGCCUAUCGGUUACCCAGGAAGAAGAAUUGGCGAGAAAUCAACCCACAAGUGUUUGAACGCCAGCCAGAACUGUUGGAAUUGCUGAUCAACACCUACGAUAAUCGGCUAGAUAAUGUGGAUGUCUACGUCGGAGGCAUGCUGGAGUCCGAUGGAAGACCCGGCGAACUGUUUUCGGCAGUCAUUAUCGAUCAAUUUACCCGAAUCCGAGACGCCGAUCGCUUUUGGUUUGAGAAUGAAGACAAUGGAAUUUUCACCAAGGAGGAAAUAGCCGAAAUUCGCAAAUUCACACUGUGGGACAUUAUCGUCAAUAGUACGGAUAUUGAAUCUGAUGAAAUCCAGCGCGAUGUGUUCCACUGGAAGCAGGGCGAUCCAUGUCCACAGCCAGAGCAACUGAACGCCACUCUACUGGAGCCGUGUAACUAUCUGGAGGGGUACGAUUACUUCUCCGGAUCAGAGCUGGCGUACAUAUACUCGUGUGUCUUCUUGGGUUUCGUGCCCAUCCUGUGCGCGGGUGCAGGAUACUGCGUGAUCAAGCUGCAGAACAGCCGACGUCGUAAGCUGAAAAUCAAACAAGAAGCGAUGAAGAACACUGCCAACAGCAAGGUGUCGGUAGAGAAGAGUGUUGCCCGCGAGUGGCUGCACGCGAACCAUAAACGGUUGGUGACGGUAAAGUUUGGUCCGGAAGCCGCGAUCUACACCGUAGAUCGAAAGGGAGAGAAAUUGCGCACCUUUAACCUGAAACAUGUCGAUGUGGUCACGGUGGAGCAGUCGCAGGAGAACUACAAAGCGAAGAAGCCGUACAUUCUUCUGCGUGUGCCCAAUGAUCACGAUCUAGUACUGGAGUUGGAGUCUAACUCGGCACGCCGAAAGUUCGUCAAGAAGCUGGAAGACUUCCUUGUGCUGCACAAGAAGGCUAUGACUUUCGUGGAAUCGAACCGAGACUUGAUGCUGGCCAAGGCGGAAACUCGUGAACGUCGUCAGAAGCGAUUGGAGCACUUCUUCCGUGAAGCAUAUGCGCUGACUUUCGGAUUACGCCCAGGUGAACGACGACGUCGAUCGGACGCUUCGCUGGAUGGUGAAGUGAUGACGGUGAUGCGCACUAGCUUAUCGAAGUCGGAGUUUGCGGCAGCACUUGGCAUGAAACCGGACGAUAUGUUCGUGCGUAAGAUGUUCAACAUAGUCGACAAGGACAAGGACGGAAGAAUAUCAUUCCAGGAAUUCUUGGAGACAGUGGUGUUGUUUUCACGUGGCAAAACCGACGAUAAGCUCAGAAUCAUUUUUGAUAUGUGCGAUAACGAUCGUAAUGGAGUGAUCGAUAAGGGAGAGCUUAGUGAAAUGAUGCGAUCACUUGUGGAGAUUGCCCGAACAACGAGCGUCACCGACGAUCAAGUAAACGAGCUAAUCGAUGGCAUGUUCCAGGAUGUUGGACUUGAGCACAAGAAUCAUCUGACGUACGAGGACUUCAAGCUUAUGAUGAAGGAAUACAAGGGAGAUUUUGUGGCGAUUGGUUUAGAUUGCAAGGGUGCAAAGCAGAACUUCCUCGACACGUCCACUAACGUUGCUCGUAUGACUUCGUUCCACAUUGAACCGAUUUCGGAUUCACGGCGCCACUGGAUGCAGGAAAAAUGGGAUGCCUACACGACCUUCCUGGAGGAGAAUCGUCAAAACAUAUUCUACCUCUUCCUGUUCUACGUCAUCACUAUUGUGCUAUUUGUGGAGCGAUUUAUUCAUUACUCAUUCAUGGCGGAACAUACCGAUCUUCGGCACAUCAUGGGCGUUGGAAUUGCAAUUACGCGAGGUUCUGCUGCAUCGCUGUCGUUCUGCUACUCACUGCUGCUACUUACCAUGUCGAGGAAUUUACUCACCAAACUGAAGGAAUUCCCCAUCCAGCAAUACAUUCCGCUUGAUUCGCACAUUCAAUUCCACAAGAUCGCGGCCUGCACGGCGUUGUUCUUCUCGCUGCUGCAUACCGUCGGACACAUCGUCAACUUUUACCACGUUUCCACGCAGUCGAUCGAAAAUCUGAAAUGUCUCACGAAAGAAGUCCACUUCACGUCUGACUAUCGGCCCGACAUUACGUACUGGUUAUUCCAAACCGUCACGGGUGUGACCGGAGUGAUGUUGUUCGUCACGAUGUGCAUCAUUUUCGCCUUCGCACAUCCAACAAUCCGCAAGAAGGCGUACAAAUUCUUCUGGAACGCACAUUCGCUGUACGUCGUGUUGUACGCGCUGUGUCUCAUUCACGGGCUGGCACGAUUGACCGGUGCUCCAAGGUUCUGGUUGUUCUUCAUCGGACCCGGAAUAGUCUACACGUUGGAUAAGAUCGUCUCUCUGCGCACGAAAUACAUGGCGCUGGAUGUCAUCGAGACGGACCUGCUGCCAUCGGAUGUGAUCAAGAUCAAGUUCUAUCGUCCACCCAACCUGAAGUACCUGUCCGGCCAGUGGGUGCGGCUUUCUUGUACGGAAAUAAAGCCUGAGGAAAUGCACAGCUUCACAUUGACGUCGGCUCCACACGAGAACUUCCUCAGCUGUCACAUCAAGGCGCAGGGACCGUGGACAUGGAAGCUGCGUAAUUACUUUGACCCGUGCAAUUACAAUCCGGAUGAUCAGCCGAAGAUCCGCAUCGAAGGACCGUUCGGUGGAGGAAACCAGGAUUGGUACAAGUUUGAAGUGGCGGUCAUGGUUGGUGGCGGAAUCGGUGUCACACCGUACGCUUCGAUUCUGAACGAUCUCGUGUUCGGUACCAGCACCAACCGCUACUCGGGUGUAGCCUGUAAGAAGGUGUACUUCCUUUGGAUCUGCCCAUCGCACAAGCAUUUCGAGUGGUUCAUCGACGUGCUGCGAGACGUCGAGAAGAAAGAUGUCACGAACGUACUGGAGAUUCACAUCUUCAUCACGCAGUUUUUCCAUAAGUUCGAUCUUCGAACUACCAUGCUGUAUAUUUGCGAAAAUCAUUUCCAACGUCUUUCGAAGACGUCCAUGUUCACUGGAUUGAAAGCAGUCAACCAUUUUGGACGUCCCGAUAUGUCCAGUUUUCUGAAAUUUGUGCAAAAGAAACACUCUUACGUAUCGAAAAUCGGUGUUUUCUCUUGCGGACCGCGUCCACUCACCAAAAGUGUCAUGUCGGCGUGUGAUGAAGUUAACAAGAGCCGUAAAUGGCCAUACUUUAUACAUCAUUUUGAGAACUUCGGCUGAUCGUCGGGAG
Molecule: messenger RNA, 4555 nt
Organism: Anopheles nili
Lineage: Eukaryota; Metazoa; Arthropoda; Insecta; Diptera; Culicidae
Gene: Duox
Product: dual oxidase
Exons: 13
Coding region: 1-4545 (1514 amino acids)
Biological process (GO): response to oxidative stress
Molecular function (GO): peroxidase activity; calcium ion binding; heme binding
Source: RefSeq, a predicted model, not a curated record